Sciurus carolinensis (gray squirrel) is the source of this 1433-nucleotide messenger RNA. It is a transcript of the gene Glod4, whose product is annotated as glyoxalase domain containing 4. The record is from RefSeq and is a predicted model, not a curated record. Lineage: Eukaryota; Metazoa; Chordata; Mammalia; Rodentia; Sciuridae. Bases 26 to 958 code for a protein of 310 amino acids. The transcript is spliced from 9 exons.
CCGUCUGUGGGUGGGGCGGCGCUGCAUGACGCUGCGUGACGGCGGUGUGGCGGUGGAAGUUAUGUCGGGUCGCCGAGCUUUACACUUCGUAUUCAAAGUGGGAAACCGUUUUCAGACCGCGCAUUUCUUUCGAGAUGUCCUGGGGAUGAAGGUUCUACGGCAUGAAGAAUUUGAAGAAGGCUGCAAAGCUGCCUGUAAUGGGCCUUAUGAUGGGAAAUGGAGUAAAACAAUGGUGGGAUUUGGGCCUGAGGAUGAUCAUUUUGUUGCUGAGCUGACUUACAAUUAUGGCAUUGGAGACUACAAGCUGGGCAAUGACUUCAUGGGAAUCACACUUGCUUCUAGCCAGGCUGUCAGCAAUGCCAGGAAGCUGGAGUGGCCACUCAGUGAAGUUGCAGAAGGAGUUUUUGAAAUUGAGGCCCCAGGAGGAUAUAAGUUCUAUUUGCAGAAUCAGAGUCUACUUCAAUCAGAUCCUGUAUUGAAAGUAACUCUUGCAGUGUCUGAUCUUCAGAAGUCCUUGAACUACUGGUCUAAUCUACUGGGAAUGAAAAUUUAUGAACAAGAUAAAGAGAAGCAAAGGGCUUUGCUGGGCUAUGCUGAUAACCAGUGUAAGUUGGAGCUGCAGGGCAUCAAGGGUACAGUUGACCAUGCAGCAGCUUUUGGAAGAAUUGCCUUUUCUUGUCCCCACAAAGAGUUGCCAGACUUAGAAGACUUGAUGAAAAGGGAGAAACAGACGAUCCUGACUCCCCUGGUGAGUCUGGAUACCCCAGGGAAGGCCACAGUACAAGUGGUCAUUCUGGCUGACCCUGAUGGACAUGAAAUUUGCUUUGUUGGGGAUGAAGCAUUUCGAGAACUUUCGAAAAUGGAUCCAGAGGGAAGCAAAUUAUUGGAUGAUGCAAUGGCAGCAGAUAAAAGUGAUGAGUGGUUUGCUGAAAGAAAUAAACCAAAGGCUUCAGGUUAAUGGAAGACAUCAUGUGAAACAAGCAUUUAUGAUUCCUGCGUGGCACCUAUAAGACCUGAUAUGUCUCUUUUUGAUAAAUGCUCUUACAACUUCAUUGUGCCCUACCAAGGCAAGGAGACCUGGGUACUGAAGAUUUGUAUAUUUCAAUCUUUGAAAACUCUGGUAUGUUUUAGAAAUGAAAUCCAAUUAUCGUUAAUCCAGGUAGAGGGGAACUCACUAAUCUACACUUUGGAAUUGCACAUUCUGUGUAACUGUAAUAGAUCAAUAACAAAUUAUUUUCAAGACUGGAACAGCUCUAUGGUGCAGCUUUUGGUUGGGGAUGGAGAGAAUUUUGAUGAAUCAUGUAGAUUUUACUGUAGUGACUAUUCAAAUAAAUCCAGAUCAGUUGCUUAUAAUCAUCAUAAUUCCAGCAUCUGAUAAUAAUAAACUGUUCUAAUGUCCUCUCUGGCAGGUCUGACAUAUACUUUUUUUAAAA